CCCUUGGAGCAAAACCCUAAGACCAAGACCCUCCCUCAGUUCUUUGACGCAAAACAAUGCAGAAAAUUUUCUUGAUGCGGGGUCUUGAUUCGCUCUACGCUAAAUCGUCCUCCUUCAGUGCACACAACCCUCGCUACAAAACCCCUUCAUUAGUCUCCUUUGCUUUUCAUAAUUUGUAUACAUCUAAAUCCGAAUCGUCUUAUGAAACCCCUAAUUCUCAUCAUCCAGAAAACGAAACUCAAGAUGAAAAUCCCGUCGAUGUAGAGGAUGUCAGCAGUGCAGAUCUUAAAACACAGAUAGACAAGUUUUAUAAGGGAGAUGUUGAAGCAAUACCAGCCAUUUUUGAAUCUAUAUUGAAAAGAAAGUUAUCGGGGAAGCAUGAAGAGUCGGAUGAUGAGUUGAUGAAUGAAUUCAGACAUGAUCAAACAAAUGAAGUUAGCAAUGAAGAGAUGGAUUCAGAUUCAUAUUCAGACACUGAUUCAGAUUCUGAUGAAUAGUUAAUGGAUUGAUAUGUUAGUGGACAGAAAAUAUAUUUUAAAGAGUAGACUUUUUUAUGACAUGACAUGACAGAGCAAGUUAUAUUAUGUUUGACAUGUAUCAAACAAAAAAUUGAAGAAAGGUGAGAUAGUCUGGAUCUCUCAUCUGUGCAAAAGACAUAAAUGCCCUUAUCUUUACCAUGAUGUUCAUCCAAAAAAUGUCUGGUCGGGUCUAGUCCAGGCAAGCCCUACUUUCAGACAUUUUUGUGUUGAUUUUGUUAGCAAUAUCCAAUUGUUUGGGGCUUCUAUUUAGAUUUAAAACUUUUAUCCUUAAAUUAUUCAUCAAACUUGCAAAUUUAUUAAUUGAAUUUUCUUAUGGCAACUCAAGUUAUAUAUGUAAAAAUUUAAAAAUAAUAAAUGUAAGAUUUUGAUUUUUUA
Lactuca sativa (garden lettuce) is the source of this 914-nucleotide messenger RNA. Its product is annotated as coiled-coil protein. NCBI's taxonomy places the organism in Eukaryota, Viridiplantae, Streptophyta, Magnoliopsida, Asterales, Asteraceae. The record is from RefSeq and is a predicted model, not a curated record.